Messenger RNA from Colletotrichum tamarilloi, 1407 nucleotides. RefSeq lists its product as uncharacterized. The transcript is spliced from 4 exons. The record is from RefSeq and is a predicted model, not a curated record. The coding region runs from base 1 to 1407 and encodes 468 amino acids. NCBI's taxonomy places the organism in Eukaryota, Fungi, Ascomycota, Sordariomycetes, Glomerellales, Glomerellaceae.
AUGCCUCUGGAGAAGCAACUCGGCGCGGCCCUGAAGUGCCUGAGUACCGGUACACCUUAUUUUCAGAAGGCUGUGUCCUUAGACUCUGAACGUGAGAUCAUGAGCAGCCAGCUCACAGAUAGCCUUGGCUCAAAGGCAGCCGGGAAAGUGCUAGCCGAAAUUGAUAGGGCGUCCAAAACAUCUGAGCCUAAGAAGCCUUUUAGCAUCUCAAAAGGACCUUUUGGGGUGUUCAAAUGUCUUAAACGAAGAGAAGUCUCUCUAAGUCAGCUAUCACUGUCGCCUAUUACCUCAGAGCAUGAUAAUAGCCUACUUGUCGAUCCUGAAGAUGAAAGUUUUCAAACGGGAACUGACCCACGAGAAGAUUUCGGCAUUGACUGGUCUGAGAACGAACUCGAAGGAUCUAUGCAGUCAUCACUAGACUGCUUAGAUCUCUUGGACAGAGAUAUCAUUGCACCUGUCACCAAUGCUAUUGAGACAGACAACCAUUUGGCCACCUCCCAUGCUAAUGUCGCCACUAUCAUGACUAUACCGCCUACAUCAUUAUGCCUCGGAGCUUCUAUUUCACGAACAGAGGUACCUGAACAGGCACAAACGCUGCUUCGCUACUACAAGAGCCACGUGGGCUCUACCAAAAUUUCUGGACAAGGAAAAUUCAAAUCAACUUGGCAACUGUUAUUCCUUCCUUGUGCCUUCGAGACGUUUGCGGAGUUGGUAAUUGCAGAGGCUACUUACCCCUUCUUGGAUUCUGAAAGCGAGUCUGAUCGCACAAGCUUGCUUGGAGUUGAAGCAAUUGCACACGGUAGUUUCCAUAUUCGAGAGGAGUCCCUUAACACAGGUCUAGAUCCCAACGAGGAAAAGAAUGAGACAGUCGGGUAUGCAGACAUACACCUUGAGUCACAAGGUCUUUGGCGCGAGACAUUACAUUCGAACAUACACGGCAUCCCUGAGUCUCUCAUGACACUGCUGGCUCAGACGAUUCAACUCAGCAAUGAGAAAGAUCACCUCGAAACUCGCGCACGCAGCAAUCCGAAGCUUGCUAUUGACCUCAAAACGCACGUCAAGACUCUGGAGGGAAGAAUAUGGACCUGGUCAAUUGAAUCCGAAAUAGCAAUACUAUCUGCGGCCGGCAAAUCGCAGCCCAUCGAUAACGGGACGAACUUAAUCACUCAACCUUCUACACAGUCAAUGGUACAAGCGAUGCAUCGAGCGUUGAUCAUCUACUUCUAUCGCCAGAUACGCGAUGUUAGCGCCAUGCUCCUCCAAACCGUCAUCGAUCAAGCUUUGGGGUACUUGAGUCUUGUCUUGAUUCAAUGGUCAGAGGCGACGACUUUGCACUUGGUAUUGCGUGGACAGUCUAUGUUUGCGCCAGGGAAUCCAUAUCUCCAGAACUUCAGGAGAGAGCACUGA